AUGGCUGGCUCUGGCGAUGAGGGUUGGGAAGUCGUGGAGGUCCCCAAAAUCGAUGACGCGUGCCAGGAAGCUUACCAAAAGAUCAAGAGCACUGCGAUGAAGGCUUGCGCAGUGGAGGUGCAGAACAAGAAGUUGUUCUUCUGCCUUCAGCCUCGGGAAGCCCUACCAAAAGCAGAGAGCAAACUUUGUGCAUCCAACCUGUCUGGACGGUGCAACACCUGCAUCCACCGCAUGCCGAAGUUCGCGCAGUUUAUGGGCGACGGCGGAUCAUUCGUGGCAUGCAGCGACGUGAAGGAACCAAACGUGCAGACACUCCGACAGUUGCGCCAGAAGCAUUGGAAGACGAUCCAGAACAUAUCUGAGCUUACCGCCGUUGUGAUUGACGAGGACUUUGUCAAGGAGUAUCCCAUCGAAGUCGGACCCUUCAGCCACAUGCACUUCACUUGCGACCAGCUCUCGGAUGCUGGAUUAUCCCAGAGGCUAAAAGAUCUGAAGCUCUACCUGAACGGCUCCUUCGACAACCGAUUCCAGCGCUUGGUGGAUGACCCAGCUUCGUUGAAAGUCAUGCAGGAUGCUCUUCCCCGGUUGGUGCGCCCGGACCACUGGAGGGCUGUUGUCCAAUGGGCGGUGAACUUCGUUGCUGAAGCUCGCGGCAAGAGCUGGGACAAGCUUGCUUUCCAUGAAAAGUUCCAUGUGAUGAUCUAUGCGAUGCUAACAGGACGGUCCCAUGGAAAUGUGCACUUGGACAUGCAACAGGCUAGCAAUCUGGUGGACUUUAUGGACUCAGCGGCCAACCUGGAGGGCCUUGUGGCUAUGAUGGACGACCGAAGCAAUCCAGAAACCUACAUGGUCUCACGUGUGGCGGAGUUGCUGCGGGAGAAGCAAGUGAAGUCACUCUGCACGGUAACUUUGGUCUGGGGCCUGGAUGGCAAUCCUCAUAAGUCAGACCUGGACUUGCACACCUGGGUUAAAGGCACACAGCUUUACUACGGAAAGAAGAACGUAGAGCGCUGCUGCCUAGACUUUGAUGCAAACGCCUCAAAGGUUGAGAAGAAUCCGGCCGAGAAUAUCUCACUCAACCAAGUUGGAACCUUCGUGAUGAAGGUCAACAACUUCAACAACCGCGAUUCCGCGGAUGUUCCAUUCAAGCUCAUUGUCCGACGGAGUGGCCAGGAGAGCGAGGUCCACGAGGCCGUUUGGCCGCGGAAUAGGGCAAAGGGAACCUUGAUGGAAGUUUGCCAGGUCAGGGUCACGCCAGAGGACCUCGUCGAAAAGCCCGUGGAGCUGUCUGAGGCCGAGCAGCGCAAGCUUGCAGCAAAGGAAGCCGAGUGGAUGCAGCUUUUUGGAGAGCCUGUCUCCACGCUUGCCUGCGAAAACGACCUCAACGCGAAGACGGUGAACCUAGCUCUCCGGCAUUCAGGUGAAGCCGCAGGAUACCCCAGUGCGCAGCAGCUGUUCAGCAAGAUCCUUACCGCAGCUCCAAAGGAAGCGAAGAAGAAAGGAUCCUCAUUGGCCGAACGGUGUCGGCUCGAGACUUUGGAUGGCUUCAUCCAGCAUGUGACAGAGCACGAGUCCAAGGUGGAGGUAGACAUUCGGAACUUCGUGCCUGGAUACAUCACUCGCCUGGAGACGGAGACAGACCUUCUUCACAGCAAGUUCGCUGUCAAUGUCUUCCAUCGAAAGUACGAGCUGCCGCAGCAACCGCGCACGGAUGAGCAAUCGACGGCCAGAUUUGACACAUCCUGGGGUCUGCCGGCCACUGCAGCCGUGCACGGCUUUGUGCAGGUGAACAAGAUCUGGUUCAUGAUCCUCAAGGGUGCUCGGCUUUCCCCCAACAGCAGUGACUGGCCUUUGGCUGGGGGCAUGUACCCGACCAACUUGAAGCCAGAGGCCCAUCAUCACCGCAGCAAGUGGGCCAGCUUCCACUCCCUGACAGCACCAAAGGUGCCGCAGAAUCAGAGCCCUUUGUUCAUUGGCUCUGCUCUGGUUGGCUUUCCCAACUUUCAAUUCAAGCUGGAUGGGCGCCAGGUCACCGUUAGAGCAUAG
This is a messenger RNA of Symbiodinium necroappetens, 2046 nucleotides long. Lineage: Eukaryota; Dinophyceae; Suessiales; Symbiodiniaceae. The record is from the annotation of a GenBank genome assembly.